Benincasa hispida (wax gourd) is the source of this 1573-nucleotide messenger RNA. RefSeq names its product basic leucine zipper 25 (gene BZIP25). Lineage: Eukaryota; Viridiplantae; Streptophyta; Magnoliopsida; Cucurbitales; Cucurbitaceae. The record is from RefSeq and is a predicted model, not a curated record. Gene Ontology annotation, biological process: regulation of DNA-templated transcription. Gene Ontology annotation, molecular function: DNA-binding transcription factor activity.
GAAAACGCGCGUACGACGAGGAAAACAAAUCGAACUCUGACAACGACGAUGCAUACUUUCUUCUCAUCGGAAGACCUCUCCGAUAACUCCUUCUGGCCGCCACAGCCGGCGCCGUCAUCUUCGCCGCCGUCUCAUUCUCCUUUUCGGUCGCCGGGUCCUUCGUUGACGAUGAACCGAAGCGCCUCUGAGUGGGCGUUCGAGAGGUUUCUCGAGGAAGUUUCGGCGUUGCCUGUGAAUAGUUGCCCUUCGACUACUUCCGAUCGCGUGGCGGUUUCUCCCGUGGAUGUGGCAUCUCCCGCUUCUCAGUCUUCAACGUCGAAGCGUGAUGAAGGUGAUGAUGAGAUUGUGGAGAUCAAGAAGGCGGAUUGUGAUCAUGAUCGUUCUCAGCCAAUUCCAUCUUCGGAUCCAUCGAAAAUGGUUCGGAGUAGUUCUGAUCGAUACCGUGUGUUUUUGAAGAAUCAACUUGAUAUGGCUUGCGCUGCUGUGGCUCUGUCGCGGGCUGCGUCUUUGGAGCCCAAAGGUCCAGUUCAGCCAGCCGACCAUCGUGGGCAAACAUCGAACGCAUUCCAAUUUGGCAUGCAAGCUCCGGGCCAAGCCUCUGAUCGUGGUACUUCAACCAAAGAAAGUGAGGUUUCUGGUAGCCCACUUGGGAUUCCAUCCUUACCUGCAAUACCUAAGAAACUAGGGGUACAACCUGCUCAAACAACAAGUGGAUCAUCCAGAGAUGAGUCUGAUGAUGAUGAUCUUGAAGGUGACAUUGAAAACAUUGAGAAUAUGGAUCCUGCUGAUGCAAGACGCGCUAGGAGGAUGUUGUCAAAUAGAGAAUCAGCAAGACGCUCCAGGCGACGAAAACAAGCACACUUGACUGAACUUGAGACACAGGUUGGUCAACUUAGGGUUGAACACUCUACUUUGUUAAAGCGUCUCACAGAUGUAAAUCAAAAGUACGAUGAUGCUGCUGUUGACAAUAGAAUUUUGAAAGCUGAUAUUGAGACUUUAAGAGCGAAGGUGAAAAUGGCUGAAGAAACGGUGAAAAGAGUGACAGGAGUGAAUCCACUACUAGUUGCAAUGUCUCAGACUCAAAUGCCAUUUGUCAAUACCCAAAUGCCUAUGCAAUCCAACACUCAAUUCUUUCAUCAAAAUAUGUCUGCAUUUGCAAACAGCCCUCCACAUCAUCAGAAUUUGGAAGUGCCUGUGCCACCUAAUCCUCCACCUAUUCCACAUGUUGGAAGAUCACAGAAUGACGUGGCAACCAAAAGGGCUGAUAUGCCCUCUGUGCACAUUGAUCACGUGCAGAAACAGGCCAUCCAUGGUCCAAUGUCAGGUUGGGAUGCAGAACCUUCCCAUGCAACGCCAAACCACAAGAAGAAUUGAACGCGUCGUUUCUGUAGCAAUUUUUUCUCCUCUUAUAUUAUCAUGGGAGCUUGUGGGGAUUUAAGGUGAUUAAUAAGAAAUGAAAAAAAAAACUUUUCUUACCUAUUGUUUUCAUUUCAUGCACCACUACUCUGUAAUAAGACUUGGAUCUUACUUGGUUAAGAUUUUUUUUUAAUAAAAGAAAUCAGUUGGGUAGUUC